Molecule: messenger RNA, 3681 nt
Organism: Chinchilla lanigera (long-tailed chinchilla)
Lineage: Eukaryota; Metazoa; Chordata; Mammalia; Rodentia; Chinchillidae
Gene: Ccdc198
Product: chromosome unknown open reading frame, human C14orf105
Exons: 6
Coding region: 160-1050 (296 amino acids)
Source: RefSeq, a predicted model, not a curated record
AGGAGUUACUGUGCAGGGAAAGAGUCAGAAAAGUGUCAUGAAGGAAAGGACAUCUUUGCCAAGCUAGGGUAACUUCUGGAGUUCCUUAAUUAAAGCAAGCUACAUGAAAGGCCCGGAACGACCUCCAUAGUAGUUUUCCUUUGGACCUCUUCUCAGGAAAUGGGUCUGAGCUACUCCAAGACUCAUCCCAGGGUGACCAAAGUAGCACCUUUGCAAAGUGAAGAAGCAGAGACUCCCUCGGCUGGCCAUCUGACCUUUGCAGUUCCUCAGAACCCGGAAGGAGAAAAUUUGCAUUUGUUCCCAAGACUGCAAGGCCAGAAUAGAGCUUUGGAAAGGCAGCUGCCUCCUCUUCGAGAAAACUGGUAUGGAAGGGAUUCUGCAGCAUCCAGGGCCAUGUAUUUUGACAUCCCACUGGAACCUGGAGAAACAAGUAUUAUUAAAAGACAUCCACCACGAAGACUGCAAACACUUCAGCCCCUUGACCUGCCACAAGUAAUGACCUCUGAAAGACUCCCACAUCAGCAAGAAGCCCGGACGAGGCACAGAGCAAAGCAGGGACUGGAAAAGAAAAUGCAAACGCCAAUGUAUACUUCUGGGAAAAGACAGUAUUUACAUAAGAUGCAAAUGCUGGAAAUGAACCGUAAAAGACAAGAGGCCCAAAUGGAAUGGAAGAAAAGUCUUCACAAGGAAGCAAAAUUGAAUAAGCAAAACCUGAGAGACCAUAAGGCUAAAAAAACACUUCAAAGUUUCCCAAGGAAUGAUGACCCCAGCAUUCUAACUAUUUUGCCUGAUGAAACUGUGAACAGAGGUGCAGGAAAUUCACAGGAUAAAGAAUUUUUGGAAUAUCAAGCAAGGAACGGCUAUUGUCCCCGGAAAAUGGGCAAAAUGGAAAUGUGGUUCCAAGAACAAGAGGCCCGAGGACAGCUUUUCUGGGACAGUUCAAGCUCUGACUCAGAGGAACCACGCAGAGAUGAGAAAAAACGUCAGCCACUAGUGAGGACCAGGACAGAGAGAAUCACACUUGUUGAUGAGUUUUUUGAUCAGGAAUAAGUUGGCUACUCACUAACCUAGAUAGUAAGGAUAAGCUUGAUUCUCCACCAAAUGUUUCAAGUUAGUAUAUGAACUGCUGUGAGGAAAGCAAUUCUCUUUGGUAAACAGAAAGGCUAUCUUCUUGUUAACAAGUUUGCCAUUUAUGCUACUAACUUGCUGAUCAAAACCACCUUUCUGUGGGUGGCUGGACUCAGCAGGGUGGCUCUUCUGCUGGUCUCUUUUGAAAUCUCUCAAGUAGUGGGAAUCAGAUGGCAGCUAGGACUGGAGUCAUCUAAAGGCUGGACUAGGACUGAAACCACUGGACCUUGGUUAUUCUCCAUUCAGUCUCAGAGUUUCUUCACAUGAUCUUGAUAUCAGAGUAGUGAAAUUUCCUUCACAUCAGCUCAGGCCUCCUGAAAACAAAUGUCCCAGGAGGAGGACUCAGAAGGUCCAGUCACAGAACUGGCUGAGCACCACUUCCUCCAUAUUCUGUUGGUCAACCCAAGACAUGGCCAAUGAAAAGAGUCCUCACAAGGGCACAGAUGCCAAAAUGUGGUCAUUUGGGGUUCAUAUUGGAGUCUUGCCACCACCCCAUGCUUUUACAAGCAAACUAGAUUACUGGAAACAAAUAGAAAAGAAAGUAGAUGUGAGUUUUUAAAGAAUAGUCAUAGUUAUGCUCUAUUAGACAUUAAACUCAUUGAGGCCAUAUCAGAAAAGCUUCGAGAAAGGAAUAGCAUAAUAUUAAGUGUGGAAGGCCAUUGUGAAUCCAAAUUCAAAACUGAGACCUCUUAUAUUGUUACAUAGCAUUUACAGCUGUUUAAAACUAAAAGGAAUCUUAACAUCCCUCAGUCCAAAAUCUAUUCCAUUUAUAAAAAUUAGCUUUUUAAGCAAGUUUUUAAAGUACUUCUUUUGUGUAAAAUUCAGCUCUGUGUUCAGCAUAAUCUGGCAACAGUUUUAAGCAUCCAAAGGAUUCCAAAAAUUUACUUAAAAAUUUUAAAACAAAGUGAAAACACCCUUCAAUGGGAAAUCUUCAAAAUGAAAAAAUAAAGGAAAAUACCAUGCGAGUAUGACAUUCGAUCCAUCCAGACCAGUUCCGAAGAAAAUAAAAAACCUGAAGACUCAGAGAGGAAUGCUCAGCUUUCCUCCAAGGAUGGAAGGUGAUUAGGCCUUCAGCAUAUCUACUGCAGUUCUUUGUGAGUACCUUUCUUUGGUACUAGAUGAAAAGCUGAUUUCCAGCAAAGGAAUAUGUAAACUGUUUGAUAGCUAGGCUUCUCACGAGAUAAGACCUUGGAGAGGACAAAUAAGCCCAACAUGCUCACCUUGGUGAGUGUGGAAACCUGAGAGUGGGAUGGGAAAGCCCCAGUGCUGAGGCUAGGAGGACAGAGCAGACCUUCGUCACUGCACUGUCACCUAGAAUUGGACAAAGCUCCUUCUGCAAACUCACUGGACUGUGAGCAACUGGAGGACACAGACCACAUCUUUCUCCUGUAGCAUCUCUGCUUCCGAGCACAUCUGGUGCAGUUUAUUAUUUAAUUCUUGCUGAAUUUAUGUGUUAACUAGUUAAUUAGAGAGGGACUUGUUUCUCUCCAGCUAUGCAGUGCUCAUACUCAUUUCCACCAUUUCUCAAGAGUCUUAUACAUACCAGGCUGAUUAGACAAUGAAGACAGGGACCUUCUUCAAAAUCUCUUGGAAAUUCUACCUUGAAAUGCAGCCUAGACUGAACAUUGCUGUGUGGUACAGAGCUAUAAAUGUAUGAAGAUGAAGAUACCAUAGCUCAGAAUAUUCUCAAAACUCUGUAAGAAUAGGUUCACUGCAAAGACAGUCAUAUCCUCUCCAUUUAUUUGCUUGCUCCACGCUGAACUCUUUUUCACUCAACUCUAAAUUCAGGAAUUUAAAACUGAUAAUAAUGAUCAUAAUAACUGCUAACAUGUAUGGGCUCCCUAUGUGUGCAAGGUACUCUUCACACACUUGGCCCAUGUGAUCUUCACAUCAGCUUUGUGUGUCAAUAUUAACAUCACCCUUGUCUUACAGAUGAGGAGUCAGAGGCACAGAAAGCUUCAUCCAGCAGGACUUCCAUUUGGGCUGCGCCCGUUAUUUAGCAAAAGAGACUUGUUGGGAGGUGGGCCCUUCUCUCUUUUACCCAAUUUGACUUCAAACACAGCAGCUUCAUUUUAUGGCACCCCACAUUUCUUUUAUGUGAUGUGUUUAGGGUUUUGUUUGGUGUUUUAGAGGUGGAACAGCAUGCUAGAAGCGUUUGUGGGAUCUGCUUUAGAAAGAAGAAAUAGCUUAACCCAUAGCUGGGCUGUGGGCACAGAGAAGGCAGAAGGCGCCAGAGCAGGCAGGUGCUGCCAGAAAGCCGCAGCCUGUAGCACAGAGUGCGCUCGGUGGCGAGCACUCAGGGAGAGCGUGCUCGACGCUGGCCACAGGUUAGGUGUUGAAUGAUUUUAAAAAAAACUUACAGUCAAGAUUUCUCGGCCUACCUUUUGCUUUCGGCAGGUGGCAAAGAGGUCUAGCACUGGGGUGUUGUUUAUUUGAAGUUUCCAUGUGCAUCUAAUGUUGAAAACGUAAGAAUGAAUCUAAGUGUGAAUGUGGUGCACACCUGUAAUCCCAGCAUCUGGGAGGCUGAGGCAGGAAUAGUGCCACGAGUUCCAG